AUGGAGAGUACAGUAUUGGUCACUUUCCUUGUAUCAUUUUCCAUACUGCUGUGUGAAAGUUAUCACCGUGGAGUGGAGACAGCUACUGUUGUGCAUACAUUAGAGAGGACUUUUCCAGAAAAGGCGGCUGGCAUUAAUUUUGACUUGGCAGGAUUAAUACAGAGGUUUCACCUCCAAGAACUUUUUCAUCGUUAUGGAGAAAACAACUCUCUGUCAGUUGAAGGGUUUAGAAAGCUGCUCCAGAACAUAGGUAUAGAUAAAAUUAAAAGGAUUAAAAUAGAUCAUGAUCAUGACCAUGAUCAUCACCUUCAUCACAAUCAUGUUUUGUUGAGUAAAAACUCAGAGAAGACUGUUCGCCCAAACCACGAAUCUGAUGCUAACAAAGAGCACAGGAACAGUCACUCAAAGGAACCUCAUAAAGUGGAGAAUGUAGAACAUCAGCAGAACUUUGUACGCAGCAAGAGCACAGUUAAUGAAAUAACGGCACCUAUCGUCGCUGCGCCCACAGAUGGCCACUCUGAAUUACAGAAUGUGCAAGCUGGACAAGUCAAGACAGUUGCUCGUUUAAGUCUGACCAGCUCUAGUGCUGUUAAUGUCACAGGUGGCAGCAAUGCAAGCUGGCUUGCUAACAGCAAAGCAAAUGAAUCUCAUACUUCUCCCAAGGAAUCAGAAAGAGGAAGUUACCUAUAUUCUAAAUUGAAACCCCAAAAUACUCAGGAGUGCUCCAGUGCGUCAAAACUGAUGCAGUCCCAUGGAAUAGGCACUCAGGUAUUGUUGACUGCUACGGAAUUUAGUUACCUCUGUCCAGCCCUUAUUAAUCAGAUUGAUGGCAAAUACUGCAUAGUUCAUGCAACUAGUGAAAAAGCUGAAACUCCUCCAAAAGGUUACUCUCUGCAAAUAGCUUGGAUUGGUGGCUUUAUAUCCAUUUCCGUCAUCAGUUUUCUGUCCUUAUUGGGUGUUAUAUUGGUACCACUGAUGAAUCGUGUAUUUUUCAAAUUUCUUCUAAGUUUUCUUGUGGCAUUGGCUGUGGGGACUUUGAGUGGAGAUGCUUUCUUACACCUCCUUCCACACUCUCAUGGAAACCAUCACCAUCACCACGAAAAACCUCUGCUUGAACAAAACAAAGGCUCUACGUUCAAACAUCUUGUUUUUCAAAGCAUAGAGGAGAGUGCUUACCUGGAUUCUACGUGGAAGGGACUUACAGCACUUGGAGGCUUGUAUUUCAUGUUUCUAGUGGAGCACUUGAUCACUUUAAUAAAGCAGUUUAAAGACAAGAAGAAAAAGAAAAAGAAUGAAGAUGAUGGAGAAAGUAAGAAGUUUUCAACGAAUGAAGAAAAGUUAGAUACAGAUGAUCGGCCUGAGGGGUAUCUAGGGACAGACUCUCAAGAGCCAUCGCCCUUCAUUUCUCAGCAGCCAAUUGUACAAGAAGAAGAAGAAGAAGUGAUGAUAGCUCAUUCUCGUCAAGAGGAGAUUGACAAUGAAUAUGUUUCCAGGGGCUGUAGAAACAAAUGUCAUUCUCACUUACAUGAUACUCUAGGACAGACAGAUCAUCUUAGUCAUCAUCACCAUGACUACCAUCAUAUUCUACAUCACCAUCAUCAUCAGAACCAUCAUCCCCACAGUCACAGUCAGCGCUACUCGCGUGAAGAACUGAAGGAUGCAGGAAUAGCAACUCUGGCAUGGAUGGUGAUUAUGGGAGAUGGACUACACAAUUUUAGCGAUGGCCUAGCAAUUGGAGCAGCCUUUACUGAAGGGUUAUCUAGUGGUUUAAGCACUUCUGUGGCUGUAUUUUGCCAUGAAUUACCUCAUGAGCUAGGAGAUUUCGCUGUACUUCUAAAAGCUGGUAUGACUGUCAAGCAAGCUGUGCUCUAUAAUGCUCUGUCAGCUAUGCUGGCCUAUCUGGGAAUGGCAACCGGGAUUCUUAUCGGUCAUUAUGCAGACAAUGUUUCAAUGUGGAUAUUUGCACUUACUGCUGGCUUGUUCAUGUAUGUGGCUCUUGUGGAUAUGGUGCCUGAAAUGCUCCACAAUGAUGCCAGUGAUCAUGGAUGUAGCCGCUGGGGAUACUUCCUGUUACAGAACGCUGGCAUUCUGUUGGGUUUUGGGAUAAUGCUGCUCAUCUCUGUAUUCGAACAUAAGAUUGUAUUCAGCAUAAACCUGUAA
Molecule: messenger RNA, 2160 nt
Organism: Balearica regulorum gibbericeps (East African grey crowned-crane)
Lineage: Eukaryota; Metazoa; Chordata; Aves; Gruiformes; Gruidae
Source: RefSeq, a predicted model, not a curated record